Scaptodrosophila lebanonensis is the source of this 1823-nucleotide messenger RNA. RefSeq names its product vanin-like protein 2 (gene vanin-like). Bases 80 to 1783 code for a protein of 567 amino acids. The record is from RefSeq and is a predicted model, not a curated record. NCBI's taxonomy places the organism in Eukaryota, Metazoa, Arthropoda, Insecta, Diptera, Drosophilidae. The transcript is spliced from 4 exons. Gene Ontology annotation, molecular function: hydrolase activity, acting on carbon-nitrogen (but not peptide) bonds, in linear amides.
AGCCACUAGGGCCAUCUGCCCCUUAUUCGCAGUUGUCCACAGUACGCCGGCGAACGAACAGAUCUCUUUUAUUCUCGAAAUGGCCAAGUGGAGUACAGUGGUUCGUGUGGUGUGCCUUCUGGCCAUGUUCGCGCGCAUCAGCCUGCAGGCAGCGAUCACUAGUGACACUCCAGAUGAAGAUUUUUACACCGCUGGAGUGGUGGAGUUUUAUUAUAACAUCGAUAGUGACAUGAACCAAGCGUGGAGUGAAAAUUUGUUAGGUUUCCUGGAAAUAAUCGGCUCGGAGAAUGCCAGCGCCACGGACAUUAUUGUAUUUCCAGAGGCAACCCUUAACAGUCAGCAAACAGCCACGUUUGUUCCGGAACCCAAGCUGCUGAUUGUGCCCUGCCUAGAUGAUCCCAAUGCCACUUAUUACCACGAGUUGCUUGUGCGAAUUUCCUGUGCUGCUCGCGAAUUUUCCAAAUAUGUGGUCAUAAAUGUGAAUGAAAAGCAAGUGUGUUCCGAAAACGCUCAGAAUGAUCCACGUCCCUGCGCCCCCAAUGACCUGAACAUAUACAACACGAACGUGGUGUUUGAUCGCAACGGCACUGUCAUGUCCCGCUACCGCAAAGUCCACCUGUACGGGGAGCCACGCAAUACGACAUAUGAGCAGGAACGCGUCUUCUUUGAGACGGACUUUGGUGUUACCUUUGGUCACUUCAUAUGCUUCGACAUACUGUUCUACACGCCGGCACACGAGCUUAUCGUAGAGGCCGACAUCAGGGAUUUUGUUUUUCCUUCUAUGUGGUUCUCACAGCUCCCCUUUCUAACAGCCGUGCAGUUCCAGCAUGCUUGGGCCUAUGCUAACAAUGUUAACCUACUGGCCGCCGGAGCCAGUCGACCAGAGGUGGGCAGCAGUGGCACGGGCAUCUAUCAUGGCCGGGAGGGCACAUUGGUUAGUGUGCUCAACAUGCAGGAGGGUGAACAGCGCAUUUACGUGGCACGUGUGCCUAAGUUCAAGGGAAGGAUGACCGGGUCUCGUAGACGUACUAUAAGCGCUGCUUUGCCACGUAAGAUAAGUCAGGCGCAGAGCUUCGAGGAAUCUUAUAUUAAGCUUAAGCGUGACAGUUUGGAAAAUUAUGAGAACGAGCCGCUCGAGCUGGUUGCCACGGAGGCAGGUAAUCUAACGCGACAGCUCUGCCAUGGUAACUUUUGCUGCGACUUUGACAUCGCCUGGCGGCCAGUCAUGGAGCAGGAGGCCACGGAGGACUUGUAUAGCUAUCGCUUGGGCGUGUAUGAUGGUGAGCGCAAUGAACAGGAUGUGGACAAUAAUUAUUUACGCAACUGCGCGAUCUUUACCUGCACUGGACCUAGCAUUGAGCAGUGCGGCAUGAUGUUCGAGUCCAAGGGGCAGUCAAAUGUGAUCUUCACUCGCAUUGUCAUAGAGGCGGCGUUUCCGAAGUCACGCGAAUUCCUUCUGCUACCCGACAGCCUGCGCGAAGAUCUUCUGCCCCUGGAACCGUCCCAGUUCGAUUGGUCCACAACGGAGGUGGGCUAUUAUCAAUUCACACGCUACUCUCUGCAUGAGGGCGUCGAGGUCCCCAAUUUGCUGACCUUUGCCAUUUAUGGCAACUACUACGAUGACCAGUGCACCUUCAGCGGGCAGUUGAAUGCCGAAUGUGGCUAUAUUGCACAGGAAGAUGAGCCGGGAGGCGCGUCGUCCUUGACUUUGCAACUAGGUGGCUACUGGGUUGUGUUGGGGGCAGCCUUGGUCGUGGCCAGGAGCUGUUUCGCAUUUGUGUAAUGUUAGCGUAUAACAAUAAACAAAAGCCUCAUCAAUGUUA